Messenger RNA from Strongylus vulgaris, 321 nucleotides. The record is from the annotation of a GenBank genome assembly. Lineage: Eukaryota; Metazoa; Nematoda; Chromadorea; Rhabditida; Strongylidae.
GUGCUUAUGGGUGGUGGACGGAGCUAUCUCGUAAACGAGACACGAGGUGGUGAACGCACUGAUGGGAAAAACAUCGACCUCGAAUGGAGCAAGUUGGGUGGUGCCAGACGAGUGCUAACUGACACCCUCUCCUUGCAAGAGCUUGAAGCAAGUGACGACAAGUUGUUAGGUAUAUUUGCCCCCUCGCACUUUCCCAUGUAUCUUCAAGAACAAUUGGAAGGCAAGAAAACAGUUCCUCGAUUAUCGGAAAUGACAGUGAAGGCGAUUGAACAAUUACAACAAAGCGAGGAAGGCUUCUUCCUCAUGGUGGAAGGUAGGUAA